AUGCUUUCCCGUGUUGGUUUGAGACCCCUUGCCAGAGCUGCCCCAUUGGCUAGAUGCGCCCCUCUUGCUGUCAGAUUUACUUCUACUUCUACCGUUAAGGUCUCCCACGAGGAGGAGAAUGAGCUUCUUAUCGCUCAAAGAAGAAACCGUCCUGUUUCCCCACACUUGACCAUUUACCAGCCACAACUUACUUGGUACUUGUCUGGUGUCCACAGAGUCACCGGUGUGGCCAUGGCUGGUGCAUUCUACGCCUUGACUUGUGGUUACGCUGCCACCUCUCUCUUGUCUAUUCCAUUUGACUCUGCUGCUAUCGUGUCUGCAUUUGCUGCAUUGCCAGUGGCUGCUAAAGUCCUUGCUAAGGCUGCCAUGGCUUUCCCAUUCGCCUUCCACUCCCUCAACGGCCUCAGACACUUGGUUUGGGACUUCGGUAAGGAGUUGACCAUCCCCGGCGUCUACAGAACCGGAUACAUUGUGUUGGCUGGUACUGCCGUGCUCGGUUCCUACUUGGCUUUCUUCUAA
This is a messenger RNA of Sungouiella intermedia, 519 nucleotides long. The record is from the annotation of a GenBank genome assembly. NCBI's taxonomy places the organism in Eukaryota, Fungi, Ascomycota, Pichiomycetes, Serinales, Metschnikowiaceae.